Penicillium antarcticum is the source of this 1722-nucleotide messenger RNA. RefSeq lists its product as uncharacterized. NCBI's taxonomy places the organism in Eukaryota, Fungi, Ascomycota, Eurotiomycetes, Eurotiales, Aspergillaceae. The record is from RefSeq and is a predicted model, not a curated record. The transcript has a single exon. Bases 1 to 1722 code for a protein of 573 amino acids. Gene Ontology annotation, molecular function: nucleic acid binding.
AUGUUGAUUGUUGAAGGUAUACCUCCAUCUCGCGAAAUUGCAAUCGAAGUCGCCGUGAAUAUUGCUGGAGCUGCUCUGCGAAGGAGAUCGGGUGUCAUGGGAGGUCCACCAGCCGUCGAUGAAGAAAAGGGAAAAAAGAUCGUUGAGCAUGUCAAACGCUGGAUUGAGCACGGAUUUGAUUCGAAUGUCGCAUUGGUCAAGGACAUUGCCAAUGCAUAUUUCGAUCUUCUUCUUGGGGAUACCGAGCGUCGGCGGCAGAAUCUUGGCAUGGGCUGGCAGACCAGUUUCGUGAAGAACAACAAAGAAUUGUCUGAGCUUUUCAAAGAACCAAAAUCCGAACGAGACGCGGAAAAGAUACAAAGAGGGCACCGGAAUGAUAGCGCAGAAAGGUUCUUCUCGAUAUACAGUGAUUUCAAGCGCCGGCACCGGGUCACGAGCGAUGAUGUCCACGCCUUAGCAGAGGCUGCAUAUCAAACCAGCGUAUACAAGAAGCAUAACUUGGUGUUUGCUCGGCCGAGAAGAAGCCGCGGGCGAAUCGAAGAACGCCAAUUCUGUUCUGUCAUCCACUGUUGCUCGUCUCGAGGUAGACACCUGCUUCCUUACAUUGUCCGUAGGAGUAAAAAUCCUCCUCAGACCCGGGUGUUUCGCAGCAUUACAAUUUCGUCCAACGAGUCCGGCUGGGCCGAGCCUGCACAUGCAUUGGAUUGGCUAAGGAAUGUUUUCGAGCCCAAAACUCGACCUCCGCCACGAUCUGAUCACUCUCUUCGGUGGAGAAUCCUUCUGGUAUCUCGUGGGUUUAGUGUAAACCCGGAAUUUGAGCAAUAUUGCUGGCAAAAGAGCAUUCUUUGUCUUCCAUUUCCUCAAAUCGACCAGAAAUUCAUCAACCCAAUGGGAAACAUCGCUGUCAGAGCCAUGGGACCGAGUUACACAGACUUCAUGAUGCAGAAGUUUGUGGACAAGCAGAACGUCUCAAUGGAAGAAAACGAGUUCGUUAAAUGGAUACAAGACGAAAUCAAUUCUUCCAAACGAGCAGAGGAAGCGACGAAUUACUGGGAACAAAGCUGCCUUGUUCCACCAGAUAUAAAUCGUCUUCGCAACUGUUUGCAAGGGAAUCGACCCACGGCUGUGCCAGAUGAAACCGACUCAACUACGAGUACUGGCCCCAGAGUGAAUAGCGCACGCGCUCAAGUUUCCAUGACCCAGACACCUAGGACAUCAUGUACUCCAAUAGCAGCAUCUACACCGCGGACGAGUGUGCCUCUUCCCACCAUUGAGGUGAUAGAGAUGGGGAAGCGAGAUGAUAGUGUUGAGGAAUCAUCUUUGCAGCUUCAAGACAGCCUGCAAGAAGACAUUGACCCUUCGCGCACCGAAUAUCCCGAAGGCGACGGGUCAUCGGACAGGGAGGGUGAGAGUGAGAGCGAUACUGCCAGUGUCACUUAUGUAUCUCAACCGGCAACACCGUCACGAACACCAAGGCGCCCGAAAGCCACGCCCAAGACACCGAAAUCUGCCACAUCAAUGCCUAACAACGCAGAACAGUCUGGUUCAGUAAUGUCUUACGACAAAUACAUCGAAUAUUUAGAUGACUGUCUUGCCGAGACACCUCGAAAGAGGCAAAAAUUCCGGCAUCUGAUGACUGAUCGGGCACGUAUACAAGAGGAGAAUACUGAACUGAAAGCGAAGGUCGAUAUGCUCAGCCUGUUUGUAUCUAUGAAGAAGUAG